Molecule: messenger RNA, 7888 nt
Organism: Taeniopygia guttata (zebra finch)
Lineage: Eukaryota; Metazoa; Chordata; Aves; Passeriformes; Estrildidae
Source: RefSeq, a predicted model, not a curated record
ACAAACUCUAUGUGGGUACAGGCCUUCUGAUCCACCACAUCAUGAUGUUCUCCUGUCACUGCUGCAUUUCUGAGUAAGCGUAUCUGCAUGAAGAUACAUAGAAAACAAUCCAGCACAGCACGAAGAGAUCUUUAAACCAGUAACAUGAGAUCUGCUGACCUUUCUGAGAGAAAUGUGAUGGGGCUUUGCUUGAACAGAUGUCUAGCUAUGAAGUGGGAGCAUGACACCAUCAGUUAUUUUUAGCGAAAGUAAUGCCUCUGCUUCUUCUGGCCAGGGUUUGUGACUGUGAUCAGUGGAAGCGUCUGGGUGGUAGAGUGUUUCAGGUUUUUUUUACAAUUACUAGGCAACAGUUUAUAUAUUUGCUCAGUUAUAGAAAUGAUGCAAUAGGCAGUCAGAAGGAUCUGAGUAAUUUAUUUUUUCUGAACGCCCUCAACCUUAUUGAUGGUAGUUUUAGAAUGGAAGUAUAGCACUGUAUAUCAAACUAAGGAUAAGUGAUAGGAACAUAAAAUGUUAUUCUUUCUAAAUGACCCACGAAAGCCUUUGAAAGUAUUCAGAGUUGGCUCUUAUCCCCAAUGAAGCACUUGGACACUAGUCCCUAAAGCUGUUUUGGCAGGAAGUAUAGGGGUCACAUUUAAGUAAUGUACUAAUAUUAUGCUGAAAUAGAUUUAUAUUCUGAAAUAGAUUUAUAUUCUUGGUUGACUUAUGUCAUAGUCAGGUACUCCACGUUUGGCAUCUACAUCACUUCACAUGUCUUCUUUUUCCCUUUUUAACUUUAAAUGUGACCACUGGAAAAUAAAUAUGCAUCAUUGUGCGCAUGUUUCCUUUUGAUCUAUUGCAGGCUUAAUAGUUAUCUCUUUUUUUUACAGGGCCAUGACAUAACCUCUCUGUCUUUGUGUAUAUACAUUAUAUGUUGUACCUGCAAUUAUAUGAUGUAUCUCCUUUCUUUCUCACUCCCCCUUCACCAGGAUCUGUUGCUUUCCCCCUUGAUCCAACCCUCUGGACUGUGGGUAACACUGCUAUUUAAGUCAGCUCAGGGUAAAAAGACAGGAAAUAUAGAUAUCACCAAGGCUGGUAGUUGUUGGGAGGUGUGAGCAAGAAGAGGCAACGUGCAUCUGGUGGUCACACCAAAGAUCAUUCAGCUGACUUUCUUAUGCCUCUAAUUGCCUAAGAUCAGACUGUCUUCAAAAUAGUCCCUGGUGUUCCUUGUAAAAUAGAAAAUUGUAGCUAGUAUAGAACUAACAAAGAUGUCUUACAAUUUCUUGUGGCCUAGAAGUGACUGCCAAGUACUCUUUUGUGAAGUUCAGUAGUGGGUUUGCAAAGUUUUGAAGCAAAUUUCACUUGUACCAUCCACUCCUCUUGAUUGUCUUCUUGUCCAUGUACCACAUGUGGACCACAGGGCCAAAGCAUAUAGCAAAAUGUUUUAUCUGCACUGCAGCUCAUGCUUUCAAAAACUUGGCUAAAGAAAGCAUCACUAUCACCAAGCAAGGCAACUGCAAAGAAUUUUUUCUGCAAAUGAGCACUUUUUCUUCAUAAUUUGCAGUUUUGUUUUUGAAUUGUUACUAGUUAUCCCAUUGUGCCUUGUUAUAGCUCAUUCUCUUUAACCUAUAUUGUCUUUAUAUUAGUGGUGAAAAUAGUUUGCAUUUUUACUGUACUUUCUGCUUUUGUCUUUCCCCCCCUCUGUUUUUGCUGUCAGCUUAAAAUUAUUAAAGUUGUCCCAAGUUUUUCAAAGCUCUAAUUUAAUAGCAGGCAUCAGGCCUGUUCAUUUUUGCUUUAUGCUUCCACAAAGUUCUACUUUGAUUGUCAACAAUUUCAAAUCAAGGUUAGUAGUAAAAUUCUGUAAAAGGAUUUUAUUAUUCAGAGCACUGUCAUAAUAGUAGUUUUCAGUAAUGGAAUAAAUGGGAAGAUCUUAAAAACUUAUUAUUAAUGCUGUAGAAUUAUUUACAGAAAGUAAGUACAGUGUUUCUUUAGGGGGAGUAGCCUAUCUAUACGAAUUGCAGUUCCCAUAAACCAAAACCCUUGUAUAAUACUUUCCUGAAGCCACUAUCAGGGAUGAUGGAAAUUGAAAUCUCUACUGUGGGUGGGAUGCAGACAGAGAGUUCUGUGUAAGGUUGCUCAUCCCUCCAGCUGGGUUACUGCAGUGAGCUCUCUGACUUAUGUUAUGGUUUGAUUUGCAUCCUCUCUCGUGGGCAAAUAUCUGCAUUCAGUGCCUUGCAUGGCUGGGAAAUUGCAGAAGUCACCUAGUCCAAGACACAGGGCUCUGCGCAUUUCAGGUGCGCUGUUUUAAAUACUUCGUUGUUUGUUUUUCUCAAAGGGGAGGAAAAACCCCUCACCCUGAUAUUUGUAGUGUAAGAGGAAAUCUUACCAUUGCAACACCAUCAAUACUAUAAUGCUUCAGGAACAGGGCACCAGUUUUGGGGUUCGGACUUUAAUGAACCUUACCCUGUGGCUGGAGCCGCUGUUUCAGGCAGGUGGCGGUGCCCGGGCAGUGUCCCCCGCCGUGUCCCUCCGCCCCUCCCGUCCCUGGCUGGUCCCCGCGGUUGUGCCACCGCCUCGCGGCGAACGAGGACAGCCGGGAGGCAGGAAAGGGUCUUCACUGAUCAUUUUUGACCGAAUCGUGCCCUUUUACAAAAGCGAGGCUGCAGAGACUGCGUGUAGCUGAUGGGAGUUUGAUCUGGCCGUCUGUGUGUCCCCUGAUGGCUGUGCAUCGACCCGUAUACAGUCAUUUUUUCAUAAUGUAGAUUUUUAUUUAUCUUGUAAUUCAAUCUACUUGUGACAAAACGUUUACUAUUAAUGCAUUAGACAUGUAAUGAGUUAUAUAUCUCAGUGAAAUGACCAGAGUUGCUCAUGGCUGGCUUGCAUUCACUGCGAUCAAAGCUGUGUGUGCACAGCAGUGCGUUAUGUGAAAAGUUACUCAGUAAAGUUGGUGUCGAAUUGUCUUCAGAUUCUCUGUUUGCACAGUGGUUCAUCCAUUCUUUGUGCCAGUUUGACUUGACAUUGACUUGUCUGUGCAUGUCUUUAUUAUUUUUUGUUGCUUCAUAAACCAGGUUUGUUGAUGCUCUGUUUACUCCACAAAGGUAUCCGAUGUGACCAUUUAAGCUCAAUAUUGGAUAAACUCAUCAAGCCCCAAAUGUGACAGACACAUAUGUUAUCUCAUGGUUUUCUGAAAAUUCUUUGCUGGAAAUUCACCGAUUCUAAUCAAGACUACAGACCCAGAAUAAAUCAGUGCAUUUCAGAAACACUGAUGAAUUUAUUUGUAUUUCUUCAAGAAAUGUCCCACUUUAAGGAACAAAACCCUGGCAAGUUUUGCCUACUAGUCUGCAGCAUAUGUACAUUUUUCACUGUCUUGGGGAGUUACAUUCCUGGAGUUGUCCUCUCCUAUGUCUUGUUAUUGUGUGCCUUUUUAUGUCCCUUCCUUAAGUGCAAUGAACUUGGACAGAAACUGUGCAGCAAAAUAAAGGCUGUUCUGAUGAAACUAGAUUUUGGAAUAGUGGAAUAUAUCAACCAGAAGAAAAAAGAAAGAUCUGAAACAGCAAAAACAAGACCCACAGAAGAUGACAGUGAAUUAGACAUAUCAGCUCUGUGUCCUAAGGUUAGUCCUGCAAUCGUUGCCAAAGAGCUGUCAGUAUCUGACACAGAUGUCUCAGAAGUAUCCUGGACUGAUAAUGGGACCUUUAACUUAUCCGAGGGGUAUUCUCCACAGACAGACACAUCUGAUGAUUUUGACCGACCCAGUGAUCAUGAAGAAGCUUUCACUAGAGAUCUUUUAGAGUUUCCCUCUUUAGAAAAUGGUGCCGGCACAAACGAUGACGACUCAAGCAUCAGUUUGCCCACCCAGCAAAAACGAAGGAAAGAGCAAACUGAUGUCAAGGCAGAUCAUGCUUCCAGACAGAGUAAAGAGAGACCAUCCACUGCAGGGCUGUCCUUGCCUUUGACUAGUGACCAAACCUUUAAUUUAAUGAGUGGACUUGCUGGUGAUGUCAUCACGGCUGCGGUGUCUGCUGCCAUCAAGGACCAGCUGCAGGCCCUACAGCAAGCUCCCUCACAGGCAGUGCCCAGUUUGAGCGAGGAGACAGACACAGAGGAAGCCGAUGAUUUUGAACUGCUUGACCAGUCUGAGCUAGAGCAGAUUGAGAAAGAAUUGGGACUUUCACAAGGUCAAGAAGCAGAAUCCCAGGAAAAGAAAAAGUCUUCAGGCUUCCUUUCAAAUCUGCUUGGAAGUCAUUAACCUUGAAGUUGCAGCUGGUAACACAGAAGAAACUAAACAUAAAACACAAAAGAACCCACCAUUAAAUACUACAAAACAAAAACAAAAAAAAGACAGAAGAAAAUUCUGAGCUGUAAGCUUUAACUAUCCCUUUAGAUGUGUUGUAAUAAUUUCCCUUAUGCAGAAUGAAUUAACUGGAUAAGUAUCAGCUAAUACUGAUAGUUUAAUGUUUCUGGUAGUUAUACCUCAAUGUAAUAACAUGGAAAUGAAUUCUCUAUCCACUUUUUGGUUGCAAAUGCGUGGUGGAAAUCAGUUGUUCAAAAUAGCUUGGGGAGAGAUUUCUUUUACCAUUUUGCCAACCAUCUAUUUUGGGGUCCUGAGCCAAAUUUCCAAUAUCAGCAGUUUAUUUACCCUAGUUUUCCGAUCAUGUAAUACAAUUAAUGACUCAUAUUGUGAGGGCAAGUUACCAGAGGGCUGCAGUAAGAUGAACUGUAUCUCACCUCCUUCAAUCCUAACAAAAAGUAUGGAUCCCUGCAUUAUAGUAGUGCAUCUACUAUAUAUGAAACACAUUAACUGACACAAUUCAAGUUUAAAUAUGUGUGGAACACUAUAAACCCCCAAGAUUUCAUACUUAAAACAUUUGAAUUAUUUUGGAUAUGAUGAUGCAUUUCCAAGGUUUUUGCUGUUAUAGGCUUGUAGAGUUGUAAAGUGGCAUGUUAUAUGACCACCUGCUGUGUUCCUUGAUGGAGUCUGGCCCUUGGCAGUAUUGACCAUGUGAAGUCAGCCAAUGAAACUUUAUGUUUAAAAGUUAAUAUUCUGUAAACUGAACAACCUUUUUGGGAGCAGGUGAGGGUAGUUAUUGUUUGGAGUAGAGAUUAGAGAUUUAAAAAAAAAAAGCAAAAAGGCUUUUUAGGCGCCACUUCCUUAUGUUUAGAUUCUGUAGGUUUUGGUUUGGCUUUUUUUCCCAUGAUAGCUGCUUCCACUUGCAACAAAAGUUUUGUUGCAAGGUGAUUAUUUAUACUUAGAAGCAUUUGGGGAGGUCAGCUGCUAGAGAAGACACUCAGAAUCUUCUUCUUGGCAUGUAAUUUAAAACAAAAAAAGAACUUGUUUAAACUAUUUGCCAGUUUAAAGUCCACACAUGCCGAGUGAGUGGCAUGGGAUUUCAAGCAGAUAACUUAUUUUUCUUGGGCUUUUUUGUUCACCUGUGACAAAACUGCAUUGCUAUACCAAGCAAUAGUAAUCCAAGAGAAGUAAGAAGUAAAGCUAGCUUUUUUGAUGUGAUGUAAACCAGUAGCAAAGUUGAGGGACCAUGUCAGCUGCUACUACUACUCAAGUAAAUUUCCAUUUGCUGGCAUUUGAAGAGGUAAAUACUGUCAUCUAGGACCCUCAAAAAGUACAGCAACAGAUGAUAAAAAUCUUCCACUAACAUAUAUGUGUAGGUAAACCUGUGUUUGAAAUUAACUUCAUUUUGUAUUUUUUUUUCCUUUUGAGGUGGAAGAAUAGGCAGAUGGCCAAAGAGUAUAGUAAAAGGAAGGAUGCCGAGAUGUUUUGACACUAGCUUUAUUGUUGCUUGUACUUUUUGUGUCAGUAAUGCAUUUGACUGUGUUUGCUGUCCUUUACAAGUAAAAGGGUAAGCCUGUGCCUUCAUUAUCAAAUACAUUAUGAAAUAAGUGGAUGCUGGAUAUAGAUCCCACAAGAUACAGCUUUCAAAUUACAGUAUCUCAACACCUGAGUUUCUGGAAAUCAUUAGAAAACAUGGCCCACAUCACUUCCACAGAAUUAGUUGCUAAGUUUUUUCUUUAGCUUUCACCAGAUUGUUCUUCUCAUUUGGAAAAAACAAAUUUUAAAAAAAAAAUCAAAUACUCAGCCAAAAUUUUAAAAAUUCCAAAAAAUUUUUUUGGAAAAUCAGUGAGUUUAAGAAGUUCUCAGAUGACUUAGCCUCAUUUCCUUGACACAUUUUAGGACAAUCUGUACAGUUAAAAGAGUACAGGUCCAAGUUGCUGAUGAAGGAUGCCCAAACAAUUGUGUGCUUUCUGGUCCAGGAGUACUGUUGCCAGAAGGGGAAAUAGGCUGCGGGACAGGGAGAGGCAGGAGGGAGGGAGAAGUCCUUCACAGGCUUUUCUGGAGCAGACUGGCAGGACAGACUAGCUGGCUGUCAAUGGUGGCAUUUAACAGUGUGCACUUUAUUGUUGUUUUAUGGAAAAUACUCAUGGUUAUGAAAGUAUGUAACACAGGGGCACUCUUCUAGAAUAAUAGAAAGAAAGAAAGAUCAGAAAGAAAAGCAAUUGGAGGAGUUUCUCAGACUGGUUUCAAGAUAGGUAAAUAGAUUGAUUGUUCUUCAGUAUGACUCUUUUUUUUUUUCCAGAAAGAAAAAAACAACCAAAACUUGAACAAAUAAAUCAUUAAAGUUAGGGACAUAGUUACUUAUAUGAGAGUUUUUAGAUUUUUUUUUUCUGCUGUCAUGAUAGUCAAUUACAUUCAAGCCCCUAAAUACUGUGUAAUGGGAAGGAUGUAAUUCUGUAACAUUUAAUAUUCUUCCUCAGGUAGUAAAAAGAUGUCUAAUUUUCUGCAGGAAAUUCUCUCUUCCCUUCCACACAACCACAUGUAAGAAACACUUCCCAUGGACACAAUACAUUCCACUGCCAGCAGUUUGCAAGCAAAACGCAAAGAAAAUGUUUCUCUCCUUUGUGGAUCCUCUCCACUGUGCCCUCAGUUGGAAAUCCCUUGAAAAAACUUCCUUUUGCUGUAUUAUAGCAGCAGCAAAGAAAUGGCAGUUCCUUAGAAAUUCCUGUCACAAUGGUCUGCAGCGUCUUUCCUACCGAGCACUGUUGUCACCUUCCCAUCCUUCAAAUGGAAUGGCUGGACAGGAAGCCAGGCAAGGGGGUAUAAGGGAACACAUAGCUUUGAAACAUGUGGUCUUUCCAUGGAAAAUCCUUGCAUGUGAUUGCCAGUCAAAAGGCACAUGGGCAGUGCAGAGGGCAUAGUGUGAGCCCAUGCCAUGGGGUAACAGUGUGUGAUCCUGCCUUGCACCUGGGAUCAGUGCUGCUUGUGAUGUGUGUGUGUGCACUUACCUGGCAGCAAAGGGUUCACCCUCUCGUGCUCUGCAGUGGCUUCUUCACGCAUCCUGAUGGAAGAAAAGGACAUAUGUCAGGGCAGGGAUGCAGGCUACUCUUUUGUACUCUGAAAAUUUCCCCUUGUGUCAGCAGUACACGAGUGACAGGAUCACCAUCAGAUUGGUGGCCUUUGGUGUGUCAAAUCCAGUGUAAAACCACCUGUUCCCAGAACACGGGGUUUCCAUGCAUAUGUACCACACACUUACUGACCACUCUUCUGUUUGUUAGUUGGAAAAAAAUGCUGUUCUAUGCAGAGGAGGUUAAAUAAUUGUAACCCAAAGUAACAGGAUGUGAAGAGAUACUUGUUCUACUUGUUCUGUGUUCAUUGUGCACUUUUGCCAGGCUGUCCCAGCUUUCUGAACAAAUAAAUCCCUGUAGUCUCCACAUCUGUUCUCACCACAUGAGCAGCGUCGCAGUCUGAGUAGUCCCCACCUGGACAACCAGAAACUGGAGAAUUACAAAAUGUCCGUAUUUAAGUAUUCUGCAGCACUUUACCUGCCUGAUCACUGUUUUGUAAACAUGGAACUAUUAUAUUGAUUGUGUUAAUAAAUAUGGGUUAGUUUUUAUCUUU